Alosa sapidissima (American shad) is the source of this 3811-nucleotide messenger RNA. It is a transcript of the gene tmem127, whose product is annotated as transmembrane protein 127. The transcript is spliced from 3 exons. Gene Ontology annotation, cellular component: membrane. Bases 662 to 1375 code for a protein of 237 amino acids. Gene Ontology annotation, biological process: negative regulation of cell population proliferation; negative regulation of TOR signaling. The record is from RefSeq and is a predicted model, not a curated record. Lineage: Eukaryota; Metazoa; Chordata; Actinopteri; Clupeiformes; Clupeidae.
AGGAGGGGAGGAAGGGGAAAUGAUUGUACAAAGCUCACGAAGACCGUAGGCUUUGUUUUGUUUUUAGCCACAGGCCAAAAUGGCCAGAAUUUUCUUUUAGUUAGUCCUCGGUUUUAACGCGGGUUGGAAAAGGGGUUGAAAUAUAGCGUGUUGUCGUGAGUUAUCUCUGUUUCAAUCCAGUAAAAUAAGCGCACAACGUCUGGUGCUAUUUCUCUUCUUUGACACAGCUCGCUCGUCGGAAAGUGGCUUGGCCUGUGACGUUCUCUUCGGUAAAAGGAAGUUAGCGCUAGGUAAAUACAUUAGCAAGCGUUAGGGGUUUUCUUUUGUUUUGCUGUGUGAUUUAAUAAUCUUUUUCGUAGAACCUUUGUCGACGAAUAAAGAAUGAAUCUUUUCUUAAAUUAAAUCCGAAUAAAAUACGGUCGAUUUAAUCAAAUUAAAGGCGUUUAACUGACUAGCCUUCAUGUACUGGUAGCUGCUUAUCGACCCAGCCAGCCAGUUCCUUUGUUAGAUUUUAGAAACUAAAAUUGUUUUACCGUUGAAUUAUUUUAAUCAGUAAUUUGAAGUGGCAGUAACGCUUCUUCGGAACGUGAAACGUGGCCUCAGUUUCCGUGAACUGAAGUUAGCAUAUCAAGUACUGUAGCUAGUUUAUUCUCGCCCGAUCAUGUAUGCACCUCCGGGACCUGCAGUCCCCGGAAACCGGCGUAGGCGAGCCGGCACAGCGCUGCCCAAGCAGCCGGAGCGCAGCCUGGCCUCGGCCCUCCCAGGGGCCCUCUCCAUCACGGCCCUCUGCACGGCACUGGCCGAGCCCGCGUGGCUCCGGGUCCACGGAGGAAACUGCCCGAGACAGGAGCUCGGAGUGGCAGACGUACUGGGAUACAUUGACCCCAAGCUCCUGGAAGACUACUGUUUUAACUCCCAGACCAUCCUGCUGCUACGGGUCAUCGCGGCUUUCUGCUUCCUGGGGAUCCUGUGCAGUCUGACGGCUUUUCUGCUGGACGUGUUUGGACCCAAACACCCGGCGCUAAAGAUCACCCGUAGAUACGCCUUCGCCCACAUCCUCACAGUCCUGCAGUGUGCCACGGUGAUUGGGUUUUGCUACUGGGCGUCGGAGCUGAUCCUGGCCCUGCAGCAGCAGCACAAGAAGUACCACGGCUCGCUGAUCUACGUGACGUUCGCCAUCAGCUUCUACCUGGUGGCGGGGGCGGGCGGCGCCUCCAUCCUGGCCACCGCCGCCAACUUGCUGCGCCACUACCCCAGCGAGGAGGAGGAGCAGGCCCUGGAGCUGCUCGCCCAGAUGGAGGAUGGCACAGACGCCUUCCCCGCCGACUACGACAUCGCCAACCAGUUCCAGCCACCGCCUGCCUACACACCGUAGCAGGAGGGGUUCGCCACGCACCCCCCACACCCCACUCCCGCCUACGCACCGAGCACCCCCACAGCAGGGGACAGCAUCCUACCCCCCCCCACGCACCAAACCCCCCCGUAACUGGGCUGAGCACCGCACCGCUCCGCAGAGUACCCUCCUCUCCCUCAGCACCGCUCCGCAGAGUACCCUCCUCUCCCUCAGCACCGCUCCGCAGAGUACCCUCCUCUCCCUCAGCCCCGCUCCGCAGAGUACCCUCCUCUCCCUCAGCACCGCUCCACAGAGUACCCUCCUCUCCCUCAGCCCAGACGCCCCUCACGCUCCGGAGACACCACUGUUUGCCUCGCUAUCAGCAGAACGCAGAACCUCAGACACUCGGGCGGCCCAGGAUCUGAUCGCCACCCGCCCCCCCCCCUUCCCCACGCGUCCACGUCCCCCGACCCCCUGCCCUCUCGCCCCCCCCCCCCCCCCCAUGCGUCCACGCUGAGCCCUGCCCUCUCGCCCCCCCCCCCCCCCACGCGUCCACGCCGAGCCCUGCCCUGACCCGACUGCCUCCAGCACACACACUCUCCGCAGCGGGCCGCAGCUCGGCUGCUGGUGCUUCGAUUGCAUGUAACCGGCUGUCCGUCGGGGCCGGCGCAGGACCGCUCGUUGUGUCCGCACCACCAUGUGAUGUUUUCUCGCAGUAGUUUGCACGUGCGUGUGGCUGUCCCCACAGGGGUCCCUCAGAGUGUUUUGACAUGGUCUGGCACGCUUGGUCUUGCCCUAAUGUAACACCUCGUCCUGUUAAAUGCGUUACUGGUGGCAUUUUGAGUCGUGUGUAUAUCAGUUCACCACUCUGCUUUCGUUUAAACCACAGCAGAACCUGUGCCAACGCGGCGCCUCUGUCUCGCCCUCCAGCGCAAUAAUACUGGAUCUCUAAACAUGGUGCAUACAGUAGUUACUGGCGGCCCCAUGAUCCGUAACAUUUCAGUGUAAGGCACUUUAAACUGGAGUCGCAGAGGUCAGCAGGGAUCUCCGAGACCACCAGACUCCAGGUCCGCUCUGACAUGGAACUGGCACAGAGUGGGCAUAUAUCUCGGACAGCUCGGGCACAGAUUGUGUCAGUGUCAGAUAUAAUCCGUAGCAGGGUUAUUAUAGUUAACAAAAAUCAAGAUUAAAACUAAAAAUCAGUGAAUGCUGUCAGUAAAAACAUUUUCACUGAUAGUUUCAGUGAAAACAGUAUUUUGUUAACUGAAAUAAACUGAAAUAAAGCUCUCAAACUAGUUAGUUCUUCAGAAUAAAUCUAAAAAGGAUCCUCUCGGAAGAGGUGUUUCUGGAACGUCUUUCUGGAUUGUUUCUCUGCUUCAUGAAGACGUCUUGAUCUGAUGUACACCAACCCUGCAUAUCGGCCCUUCUUCGAGGUUCCUGCUGAUUUUCAUUCCUUUGUGCCCCCCCCCCACCCUAACCUGACCUAGCCACCCAAUGUCCGCAAGCUUUGCCUCUGCACUUGAAUAACACACCCACUUAUUUGCCAUGUGUCUUUAUUUCCUCUUCAUAAAACUUCCUAAAACAUUUCUUGCUUUUUAUUUUUCCCACACUUUAAUACGAGUCCUGAGCAGCCCCUCUGUAUCCAAAAAGUCACGUAAGCAAAAUCUAAAUCCAAGGUCCCCUUUUAAAGUUUAGGCUAUAAUUAUUAAUAUUAUUAUUUAUUGAAGAGCUGAAGAUCAACUGUGCUCUAAGAUGGGCAUGCAUUUUUUUUUUUUUUUUUUUUUUUUACUUCCUCUUGGCUAAUUAGCUCACCAUGUGCUUGGCUUGCUUUGGUCUGAGUGAAGAAAUGUUGGCCUAGAAAUGGUGGUGUUCAUGCCAUGUGCUCCGACUGGUCCUUCCACACCGCCAGGAGAGGACUCUAGGACCUGGGACUAAUCAUGGACACUCCACCAAAGGUCUUGCCAUAUGACACCGGUAUCCCAGAUCUGCCAUCAUGUUUUGGACAUAGUUAUAUUUUCACCCUCUUUUGUUUCUUUAUCUUUAGGCCUAAUUGUCUGUAACUGUGUGGGUGUGUUGAUAAUCGUAUAUGAGCAUCCUGGGGGUACUCCUAGGAGAGUGUGGAAGAUUCAUUUGGCUGUGUGUGUGUGGGUGUGGGUGUGGGUGUGUGUGUGGGAGGGGGAGAGAGAGAGAGAGAGAGAGAGACAGACUGCUUCCUGUUUGAUUUUUGCUGUGCUACCUUUUGUGGGGACAGUGUGGUUCUGGCCAUGCACUGUUGAGCGGGACGAGAGAGUCAGGACACCGAGAUUGGGAGAACCUGAUUGUAAUCUUUUACUGUUGAAUUUUUACAUGCAAUGUUUUCUGAAAAGGUGAUUUGUGUUGGUUUAUACUGUUUUUGUUUUGUGUGUGUUAAUUUCGGUAUUGUAGCUUCAUUUUAAUAAUGUGUUUUAAGAGGUGAAGUAAAAUCUAAACUGAUGUGUU